Messenger RNA from Purpureocillium takamizusanense, 237 nucleotides. RefSeq lists its product as uncharacterized. NCBI's taxonomy places the organism in Eukaryota, Fungi, Ascomycota, Sordariomycetes, Hypocreales, Ophiocordycipitaceae. The record is from RefSeq and is a predicted model, not a curated record. Gene Ontology annotation, biological process: mitochondrial respiratory chain complex II assembly. Gene Ontology annotation, cellular component: mitochondrion. Bases 1 to 237 code for a protein of 78 amino acids. The transcript is spliced from 3 exons.
AUGAUGCGUCUCUCCGGGCUCCAGAAAGAGGUCCUGGCCCUCUACCGCCGGUGCCUCCGCGAAAGCCGCAACAAACCUCAGAGCACGCGGGCGCACUUUGAAAACUUUGCCAGAGCCGAGUUCGCAAAGAACUUGUCCAUUGACAAGCGCGACUUUGCGGCCAUUGAGUUCCUCCUCCGCAAGGGCCGUCGCCAGCUCGACGUCUACUCGUCGCCCGGCAUCAAGGACGUCAGGUGA